UAUUCUGAAGAUCAAUAUAUGACUAAAAUUAACUUUGAUCACCAAAUUAUCCCAAUAGGUGGGAAAGUAGCAUAGCUUACAAUCGUGAGCUUUGCAAGCUUCAUAUUCUGAUAAGCGGGUAUUUUCUCCACCUCGACAGUCGGUCGAGCUUGCGCAGUUUCUAUCCCAAUAUGGAUUCCCCGAGUCAUGCAUGUCCCUCGCUAAGGGUGAAACGAUUUUAACUGAAUUUCGCGUCCGGGAGUAUUCGCGAACAAUCGCUCGCUCCGAUCGUUUCCAGUUUGCGGCUCGGUAUAGGCCAUCAUCAUAUAGCUAGAACUCGGUAUAAUGUCUGAAGACUAUCAGCACGCUUGCGAGAGGGCAGAAUUACUAGGCUUGCCGAAGCCAAGUGAGGAGGAGUGGAGACAGACGCUGGCGGCGCAGAGUGAAAAUCGUUGCGACGAUGACGACGACGGGGGUGCAUUACAGGACUUGGAUCACGCGGACGAGACGGCCGGACGCGUCGGUGGCGGGUUGGAUGAGCUGAACAGCAUUUUGAGCACCACGCAGAAGAAGAUCAACAGAUUCAAGACAGUUUGCGGCAGUCUAGGAACGUUGCUCAAAGGGAAGGUAAGCUCCCGCGGUAGCACGCCGCAACACAAGUCCGACGAACCAAAUCCUUGCAAACAAGAAGAAAUAGAAUCCGCGCCCGACGAAGUGGUGACGCUGGAGACAUCGGCCGAGGCAUCAGGUGACACCGCCGCGGAUGCUACGAAUAAUCCUGCGAGCGAUGGUAUCCAGCCGAAGCAGCUCGACCUCAGUCAGAAAAUGGGAUCCCACUUGGACAAGCUGGACUCCCUGAUCUCGAAGGCUGAAAAUGCACAAUACAGUAUGCAACAUCAGACAAAACAAAUGCGGAAGUUCCUGAAGUAAUUGGAACCUCCAAAAUAUUGCAUGCGAUUUACAGUUAACGAAAUAGAUUACUAAUCAAUAAACGAAGAUUUAACUUUGCGCAAGAUUGGUUGUUAACUAAAUUAAUUCAUAUCUUCCAUUAUGAAUGUAGAAAAUUCGUAUAAGAAAUAUUUUUCAAAUAUGUUACGUAUGUACGCAAAUUUAUGGAGAAGUUCCGAAGAAUUUCUUGACAUUAACAAUAAAUUUUUCGCCGAUAAAUGUAAGGAAAGAUAUCUGUAACAAUUUAAGAGAGCACAAUAAGUAGUUUUGCAAGCGGCCAGCGCAUAUAAGAAAUUCGCGUAUAAGAAUUCAGAUUUAAAUUAUUAUUGUUACAUUGCGUAUAUAAAGUUUGUUGCAUCAAAUAUUGAUAUUUUUCUCGUGAUGUAUUUUUGUCGAUUGUCGCGAAGCGGAUUUCGCAAAUAAUUGUUAUUGAUUCUUUUAUAUUCGCGCGACGUUAUCUUUGUCGUUGAAAGCUGUUACAUGUGUUAUGAAAUGUAUAUAUCGAUAUACAUAUAUAUAUAUAUAUAUAUAUACAUAUUAUAUACGGAUAUUGUUGACGAAUUUAAUAUUGUUACAUAGAUACGAGUGUAUUUCCGGUAAUUGAACCUUUGUGCUUGGAUCCUUGACAAUAUCGACAUAUCAUACGUAAAAACAUGUUGGCACACGUUGGCGAAACGAGUUAGUGAUAAACUUUCCUACUCAGCAAAUGAUGUGAUAUUAUUUUACAUCGACCUAGAGAUUGUUAACCUACGAUCCGUAUAUAUUUUAUCAUCGAACAGUUUGCGCUCUAUUUUUCUAGGUCUAAGUUCUAAUUGUGUAAUAAUAUAGCAAACGGAUAUAUAUUUUAUUAUCGAAUAGUUUGCUCUAUUCCACCUGUAUUUAAGUUUAACGACGUUACACGAUAAUAUAUACUUCUAGCGAUAGAGGCUAUCUAUAAGUCAAUAUACAUUCGCCGUUUGUUGUUGCAUUACAAUUCAAAGCAGUAAAUUGUAUUAAGUGCCUUGCUUUCAAUUGUGUCUUUAUAUAAGAUGCGAUUAUUCGCGAUUCGAAGAUGUUUGUAACCCGAUUUGCAUAAGAGUAUCUUUUUCGUCUUCCUGUUUUUCGAUGGAACAAGUAUUUUCUUUUACAAAGGUAUUUUCAUAAUGGUAAUUAAUAUCAAAUUGAACGUUUGCUUUAUAUUUUUAGAAAUAGGCAGCAGAAAUGCAUGACGAUGCAAUUGUCAUGCCUUAUGCAAUAUUAUUUAUUAUGCAAUAGCAAUUAAAUUCUACGAUGUAUUACUUACAAAUAACAUUCAUCAAUAGAAGGUUAAGUUUUGUUUUCUAUGUUGCACAUCUAAACUCUCUUUCACUCUAUCUAUACAUACUGCAGAAAUAUAAAUAAUACUGUUUCUUAUAACAACGACAUUGUUUCCUAUCGUGUAGAUAUUUUAAACUAUCUUCGAUUUUAAGCAAUACAUUCCGUCGUGAAUGUAACACGGAACGGAAUUAUUAACGACAUGGUUACUGUUCACGAUGUACGCAAUCUAUUCUCGAAGACAUCGCUGCUGUAACGAUAUUUUGUAAUUAAAUCCUUAAUGCUAUCAUAAAAAAAUAAGCUUUACCUUAAUAUUUGAAACUGCAUGCUAAAAUGUUGUAGGAAAAAUUGUUGAAUUAAAUUUUUAUCAUGA
Molecule: messenger RNA, 2593 nt
Organism: Linepithema humile (Argentine ant)
Lineage: Eukaryota; Metazoa; Arthropoda; Insecta; Hymenoptera; Formicidae
Source: RefSeq, a predicted model, not a curated record